Messenger RNA from Corythoichthys intestinalis (scribbled pipefish), 5287 nucleotides. Its product is annotated as interphotoreceptor matrix proteoglycan 1-like. Gene Ontology annotation, biological process: visual perception. NCBI's taxonomy places the organism in Eukaryota, Metazoa, Chordata, Actinopteri, Syngnathiformes, Syngnathidae. The transcript has 16 exons. The record is from RefSeq and is a predicted model, not a curated record. The coding region runs from base 77 to 4012 and encodes 1311 amino acids.
UCCCGCACUUCCUCGGGACCACGGACGGCCGCUGCCGCCAAGCUCAGCGCCUUGGUAUCUGACCAUUUUUGUCGCCAUGCUGGGGGUCUUGGGACUGCUGCUGCUCUUGGCCUGGCGGGUCCAAGGCAGGAGCGCCUUGCUGGACUGGAACCCGACGGUCUUGCCGUCCGCCCCUCUGCCAUCGUUCCCCAAAUCGGCGCCCUCCGGAGAUUGGACGUCGGAGCUCGGCAGGCGCCGGACCAAGAGGUCGGUUUUCCUGCAUUCUGGUGUGAGGAUUUGCCCUCAGGAGAGCGUGGGAGAGGUUCUGGCCAGUCACCGGGCGUACUACCAGCUCCGAGUGUGCCAGGAGGCCGUGUGGGAGGCUUACAGGAUCUUCUUAGACCGGAUUCCCGGGACCGGCGAAUAUCAGCGAUGGGUUCAGACGUGUCAGCGCGAGUCGCUCCGCAUCUCCGACAUAGCCAGAAAUUUCAGCGACUCUGAGGAGCACCUGGAUAUGAUCCACUGGAGGAUGAAGCGCCUCCGGAACGAGAGGCCGCCAUCACGAGGUUUUCCGACUCCCGGUCCCGUCGCUCCCGAAACACCAGUUCCAGAGGUUGUGACCGUCGCAGUCCUCCUUAGUCAGUCCACUUCUUCGCCGGGCUCCGUCCCUGAUCAGCAGUCCACGGAGGUGGUCGAGACGGACUCGGACAUUCCUAACGUCGUCCCCGAGAGUCCGGCGGAGCAGAAGGUGGAGUUCAGCAUUGAUCUGGUGGAUCCGGGCUAUCGAGAACUGUUAGACGACCCGGACUCUCCCCAGUACGUGGACCUGGCUCACCACCUGCGGGACCAGAUGCAGCAUGUUUUCGACAAACUUCCAGGAUUUAUAAGCAUCCGGGUACAGCGGAUCAGCGAGACGCAGGACGCUGACAGUGCCGGCGGAAUCACGGUCCACUACUCCCUGGUUUUUGAAAGCGAGGCAGCGUCGGCGGUGGCUGACGCGGCUCCGACGGCGGCGGCGCUCGCAGAGUCGAAAUUGAAGGAGAUGGUGAGAAAAGCGCUGCGCGAGGAGGCGUCCCUUCCGGUCGAUCUGGAAUCCUUGACGUUUGACCCUGAAGAGAUCCUACGGUCACCGACAGAGGCCUCCUCCCUGGAAGCUGGCACGGAGGCCGGCCAACCCGACUCCCACAAUGAAUUUGAAGUGUUCAUAGACGACCCCGAGGUGGAGAAAGUUCACGCGGUGUUGCCCCUGCCUCCCUCGGAGAAGGAGAACGCGCUGGUGACACUAUUGGAUCCCUCCGACGAGGACGAGCAGGACCUGAGGUUUGAACCGGAUGGACUGGAGUCAUCCAGUGAAGAAGAAGAGUUGAUCAUUUCCCAUAAAAUCGAGACCUUCCAUCACACUGAAACUGGAGAACUCGUCCGGGACUACGCACAGAGUUCUUCGACGGUAUCUGAACUGGACGAGCACAUUUCAAUGACUCCGUCUCCCGCUGACGACAGGGAACUUUUGGACCAGAUGUCUCCCGAGCCCACAGACAUCUCCACAAAACCUGGUUCUCUCACAGACUCUGAGGUUAACGCCCCUACGGAGGACAGUUUAGUAGUAGAGGCCGACUUCACGACACCGUUGAGGGAGUUAGAAACAGAGCUUUCUCAAGAGGUAUUAGAGCAGACAACUGACGCUUACGAAAGUGUCGAUACACCCGAUGAAGAAAUAGCGGGAGAAGGAGAAGAUGCGCUGGCGGUUACCGAACUGGCAGACUCAACGGAGGACAUUUUCCCGCCUCAGGGCUUGGAACUAGAAGAAAAUCCUGGACCCGUGCUUGAACAAAACACAAAGACAGGAGAGACACAGGAUGAUACGGAAAGCCUUUCUGAAGCAGAUCAAGAACAUGAAAACACUGUACUUGAAGACUUAGAAGAAACAAAACCUACUCUUCUUGAAGAACCAUUGAUUGUUAUUUCAGAGGAUAAUGUAUUUGAUGUUCCAGAAGAAGAACAAAACGUUCCCGCAGAAACAAUUCCAGAAGAACUCUUGCCAGAACUUGUCGAGGAAACGAAUGUUCAAGAGGAAACGUUACCAGGUAUUUCAGUGGAGGACGUGGAAACCACAGAUGUUUCAUGGGAACUUUCCACGACAACGGUCGCUACUCCAAAACCAGAUGAAGAAGAGCUUGUUGGGAUUUCAAAGGAUUCAUUCAUAGAUUCAGAGGAAGAACUUGUUGAAGCUCCUCCGACAGAAACAGAGACUCACGUAGGGGAGGAGAAUCCAACCGGAAACCAGGAAGUCACCGAAUCGCAAACACCUGCGGCGGGAGUAUGGGAACACAGUGAAGGGGCGCUAGCAGAAACCGAAGAGAAGACGGGAGAUGUUUCCCGGUCAGAGGGAGAAGAAGAAAUCGAAUCGGAGGGUGUGCCAGAAACAAAUGGAGACGUUCCGCUUGAUGCUGCAGAACCAGAAGAACAAGCAAUUGAUAUUCACCGACCAAACGCAGAGGAUACACUGGAGACCAUACAACCACCUCUGGAGCACAGCGGCACCGUUUCACCGCAAGCCGAGUCCAUUAAGAUUUUAGUCCCGUUUGAUGCGGAAGAGGGAGGAAAUACCGCAGAGGUCCUUCAACCUGUUGAACCGGGUUUUGGACCUCCAGAGGAAGAAGAAAAUACCGCUGAGGUCCUUCAACCUUUUGAACCGGUUCUCGGACCUCCGGAGGAAGAAGAAGAAAAUACCGCUGAGGUCCUUCAACCUGUUGAACCGGGUUUUGGACCUCCAGAGGAAGAAGAAAAUACCGCUGUAGUCCUUCAGCCUUUUGAACCGGUUCUCGGACCUCCGGAGGAAGAAGAAGAAAAUACCGCUGAGGUCCUUCAACCUGUUGAACCAGUUCUCAGACCUCCAGAGGAAGAAGAACAUACCGCUGAGGUCCUUCAACCUUUUGAACCAGUUCUCGGACCUCCGGAGGAAGAUGGUUCGCCCCUUAUCACGGUAUCAGAAGAUCCCAGUUAUCCCAUCGUUGAAAAUUUGCCCUCUCAGGAGGAGGAGGAGGAGGAGCGGCACAUCAAUGGUCCAGAAUUUACCGAGUCAGAAGAAGACGCCGCUCCUCCGGAUGAGGCCGGCAAAGCAGAUUCCACUGUCCAAAGCGAAGACGGUGAGAGGGGGACCCCGACGACUUCGGCGGCCGCCGGCCCGACUGUAGACUCGGGACUUUUCCAGGUGGCGGAACCUCGCGAGCAAAGCGCGACGUCAGUCGUCAUCAUCGAAGAGGAAAUGAAAGAGGAAUUAUGGACAAGUGAACCGGUUGUCGGCGAGCCGGUCAGAGACUUGGCGGAGGAGCUGGACGGGAUCCGCCCGCUAAACGCCGACCCGUCGGAAGACGGGAGCGGCUUUUGGGUGUCGGAAAGUGUCACCGUCCCGCCCGCCGUGACGUACCUGACCACGCCCGACAUGACCACGGCCGUCCAGGGCCGGGAGCUGGUGGUCUUCUUUAGCCUGCGCGUCACCAACUUUGACUUUUCGGAGGAUCUCUUCAACAAGACGUCGCCCGAGUACAAGUCCUUGGAGAACACCUUCCUUAAUGUGCUGCUGCCGUACUUGCAGGCCAACCUGACGGGCUUCCGCAACUUGGAGAUCCUCAACUUCCGAAAAGGCAGCGUGGUGGUGAACAGCAGGAUGAAGUUGGCCAAGUCGGUGCCGUACAACAUCACCGAGGCGGUCCAGUGCGUCCUGCGUGAUUUCUGCUCCACGGCCGCCGCGCACCUGCACAUCGAUAUCGACAGCCGCUCGCUGGACGUCGAGCCAGCGGAUCGCGCCGACCCCUGCAAGUUUCUGAGCUGCGGAAGCGGUUCCCGUUGCGUCCUGGAGCCCGGCGGCUCGGCGCGGUGCCGAUGCGAGCCCGGCUUCCUUUCUGUCGAGGGUCUACCGUGCCGGAGCGUCUGCGAGCUGGAGCCCAGACGAUGCGACGGCGAGUGUCGGGUGGAACCCGGACGAGGUGCCGUCUGCAGGACGAGAGGCGGCGAGCGCCAGCUGGCGGCCUGAAAGCGAGUGCGAGCCCUGAACCCGUGACAGCAGGUGAUUUUCACGCCUGCCCUGUUCUCCAGUAACGUCGGUCGGCAUCUCAGCAAUUCAAGAUGGAACCUUGUAUCCCUCACAGACUCCCGGACCGGCGGUUUGGUCGUUCAGAUUGUUCACGGGGACUCUCAACCCUCGUCUCUCCGUCCCCACCCAAAUGGACGAUUGUGAAAAUGUCGCUAUAAAGAAAAGCGCUAGUCGGGCACCCGCCUUCUUCAUCCCAGACGCAAAAAUGAGGACGUGACGCUUUGUAGUCUUGCUGCUUUUUGGCAGUUGUAUUUCAAGUUUUCCAUUUGACAAAACUAAAUGUGUCCAUCUUUUAGUCUUCUUGCUUUGCUCUGUGUUCAAAGAGAACACUUGCUCACAAUUCAAAGACACGACUUGAUGCAACCUCGCCAGCUUAUGUUAACAGCGCUAGGCGUCUCGAAUUUUGACUUGCCACGCCCAGUCAAGUAGGACUGGACAUCUAGCGUUCAAAUGGACUUGAUAUCUGUCCACUGCAGAGUUAUUGACAUGUUGAAAGACAGUCGACAAGAAUGACUUUUUCACAGGAUCCAUCAAAAACAGGCAAAAACUUGUAUUUUUGGGCAGAAGGGAAAAAGGACAGACACAAAAAAACAUUCCCGGAUGUCGUUUAGACGGAAACGGCGUUUUGGGGGGCUGAAAAGGCAAAAAUCUGAAAACGUUAAUGAUUGAAAUUUGAGUCUGGACGAGUGGGUCUUAACCUGGGUUCUAUCAAACCCCAGGGGUUCGAGGAGUAAGUCUAAGGGGUUCAGCAAAGGUAAAGAAAUGCAGAGCCCUGUUUUGAGAGACAUAGAGAACCAAAAGUGGUAUUUACCAUGUGGCCAAAAAACUUUUGCCAUGUGCCAUUUUUUUUUUGCCAUGUGCCAAAAUGGAUUUUGAUUUUGGAAAAUUUGGACGUGCAUAGCUGUCAGUGGCAUAGCCUGACUUGGUUGCCAGUUGAAUAUCAAUGCGCUGUAAUGUAAAGUGUAUGGUCAAAAAUCACAGCCACACGUGUUUUUCUGCCAUUUAAAAUGAAUGGAAAAUUUGGACGUGGUGGAAAAGCGCUAUAUAAGUAUAACACCAUUUACCAUAGUCGUCAAAGGCAUGACCUUUAAUACCUUCAAAACUGCCAUAUACCACCAAAAGUGCCACAUACCCCCCCAUCAAAAUGCAACAAAGCAAAAUCCAUUUUGCCACAUACCCCCCCAAAAAAUGCCACGUACCCCCCCCAAAAUGAAA